This is a messenger RNA of Leptosomus discolor (cuckoo roller), 597 nucleotides long. It is a transcript of the gene CIMAP3, whose product is annotated as ciliary microtubule associated protein 3. The record is from RefSeq and is a predicted model, not a curated record. Gene Ontology annotation, molecular function: cytoskeletal protein binding. Lineage: Eukaryota; Metazoa; Chordata; Aves; Leptosomiformes; Leptosomidae. Gene Ontology annotation, biological process: regulation of cell projection organization.
AUGGCAGCGGAGUGGGAGCCCAGAGAUGUGCAGAAGCGGAUCUCAUUUGGGUCAUGUCAAGAGCGGAAAAUGUUCCCUCUCCACCACGGCCCAGACAGGCUGGGAAUCCAGCUGAUGGCCAUCAGGGGAAACCCUUCACUUGGACCAGGCUGCUACCUAAGUCAAGAGAAAAGCAGCCUCAGAUACUCUUUGGAAAACAAACCACUGAGCAAGAAAGGUUAUGUGAUAGGAGCAAGAACAGCCCAGCGUUUCAUACCAGAGCCACAGACUGUGACUCCCAGCCCAGCAGCGUACCAGUCAUUCUGGAGUAAAGAAAGAAAAUCCCAGCCUGCCUAUGCUCCAUUUUCCAUUAAGACACCACGAUUUCCAGAUAAACCUUCAGAUAAAGAAUUUUUCCCUGGACCUGGAACUUACAAAGUAGACAAGCAAUUACACAAAAAAAUCACUUGGCCGAUGAAGUUUGGGUCUCCAGACUGGUCUUUAAUGCCGAUGCCAGUAAAGAGGAUGGUAAAAAUGGAGGUACAGAAGAUGACCAUAGACAAAGAAUUCAGGAAACAUCAGGACCGACUGGCCUACCUGCGUCUCUACUACAGCUGA